AUGGAAGGAAAGGAGCAUGCUGAUGAUCAUGGUGUAGACAUUGGUGGUGGAAUGUGGUUUUUUGCUGGUUGGGUGGUGAAUUUUCGGCGGUGUGGAGACGUUGGUGGUGGGUUUUUGGUGGUUGGGAGGUGGAUUUUCAAGGGUGUUGGUGCUAGAUUUUCGGUGGGUUGGGUGGGUGGUGGAUUUUCAGUGGUGAUGGUGGUGGUUUUUGGAAUGGUGGAGAUGUUGGUGUUGUGUGGUGGUUGA
Messenger RNA from Ilex paraguariensis (yerba mate), 246 nucleotides. NCBI's taxonomy places the organism in Eukaryota, Viridiplantae, Streptophyta, Magnoliopsida, Aquifoliales, Aquifoliaceae. The record is from the annotation of a GenBank genome assembly.